AAUAAAUUGACCAAAAACGCUGCGUAUUAUUCUAAAUUGUAAAUAAUAAACUAAAGCUUUAUUAUUCUACUUAUACACAGUGCAAUAGUGAAAAAAUGUCUGUAACAAUGGAACCAGAAGGAUACUGUACCGAACACAAUUGUACCUGCGGUCCUCCCCCAAAGCGCCGUCGAAUACGUAGAGUGACUAUUCUAGACUUGCUGCACGUAGACCUGGUCCGGAACGCCAUAUUUGACUAUGUGCCUUUGGGAGACCUGCUUCGCUCCGAGCGGGUCUGUCAGCGGUGGCGGAGCGCUGUACAUCAUUAUUUGAGAGGCGCCCGUCGCAUCCGCUCCAAGCUGCACGUCACCUCCCCCUGGCACCCGCCGCCCCCGCGCCUGUGCCGCUGCCAGCGCCUGUUCCCCCUCGACGAGAGUCGCGACCCCUGGUUCUGCUCCUCGUUAUACAAGUGGGGGAUGGGGGUGGAGUCGGCGCCCUGCACGGCCGGGAGCUUCGGGGAGAUUGUGGGGCAGUGCCCCAAUAUACGAGAGAUUACGUUUUACGGAUUCCCGGACCGGGAAUUAGUGAGGGAUAGCGUCGAUAUCGGAAGGCUACGGAACCUGAAACGGGUUGCUUUCAGGAAUCUCAUCAUAGAGGAUGAGGACAGGGAACAGGUCACCGACGAAGACGUAAUAAUCCUCCUACAAAGCAACCCGAUCGAGGAACUAACUAUAAUAGGAAACGACCAAAUCACAGGCACAUUCUUUCAACACCUAAAAACCAAUCUAACAGCACUGCGACUCCGAAACUGUCCUAACUUAGACUAUAAGCAUCUACUUUCGGUUUUAGAUUAUUUAAAAAAUGUUACUGUAUUAGAUUUAUCAAGAAAUUCCGCAGAUGUUUUAAAGAAUGUCCAUCUAUUACUUGAUGUUAUGCCAAAAUUGGAACGUUUGGAGUUGUGUGGUUAUGAGAAAGUUGAAUUAAACGGGCAGUUAAAAGUGCAUGUUAGGUUGGAGAAAUUGAAACAUUUAAAUUUGAGGAGGAACAAAAAUGUGAAUGAUGAUUGGUUAGAAACUAUUGCGAGAGGGAAUAAAUUAUUAACGUUUGAUGUGUCGUAUUGUAAAGGUGUAACGAUGACAGGCUUGACCGAAGUGUGUCAGUCGUCGAAGUCUAUGAGCGAGCUCGCUAUAGCGGACAACGACGACGUGUCAGACGAGGACGUCGAGACCAUCAUACGGCUUCUUCCCUUCCUUACGAUCCUCAACAUCCAGAAGUGCGUCGGCGUGACGUCGGACCUGGUGGUGUACCUGACGCGCAUCAUGCGCCGCCGCGGCCGCCACCGCCUGCCCGCGCUGCGCCUGCGCCUGCACGGCACCGUCGUGCCCGACGCCAUGCCGAUGGUGUAUUCCUUUAUUCUAGACUUCGCGAAAGGUACGAAGCUCGAUCCGAAACCUAGCCCGUACUUAGGUUUUUGAUCCUCUCUACUAGACUUAUAUUGACCGGGAUAUAGACCGUGAUUACCUUUUGUAUUAUUUGUGAGCUCCCGAUAUUUCGACGCAGUUACAUGCAUCAUGUUCACGGGUGACUGAAGAUAGCGGGUGGGUGUCAAAGUUGUGUAGACAGCGCUCUGUCUACCCUCAUUCUUGCGCGUCGGCUGCGUUCACUUUCAACGUUACCAACGGUCGCAUUCACACUUGUUGGUACGGUCGCGUUCACACUCGUUGGUCUGUCCAAACACACUACACUCACGGUGUCACUACGCGUGUUUGAUUCGGAUAUCACUCACUAUAUCUCUCUACUAGUUCAAUUAUGCAGGAUGAAUUUUAAGGGUUGGUAAUUCAUCCUGUAUAAUUCAUCCUGUUUAACCCACACUGUGCUGGGAUAAUGUACAAAAUUCACUAUGGCAUCAUCCCCUAAAUCGUAGGAAAAAAAAAAUUGGCUGUCUCAUAGAAAAUAUCGAUAGCCGAAAUGUAAAUAGUUUUGUUUUCGCAAUUUUGGGCUGAGCCCAUAUAUUUUUAGUUUACAGAUGAAUUAUACAGUAUACAGCUAAAUAUACACGUAAACGUAUAUUGCGGAGUUAUAACUAGUUUAAGUUACUGCAUAUUUUGUAGAUUAAAAUAACUAUUUAUUUACACUUUAACAAAUUUCGUUCGCAUAAAAGUUUAGGUCGGGUGGGGUAAAUAUAAGACACGGGUAAAAAUAAGACUUAACCCUUAAAUGCAUAUUGUUGCCAAAUGUAUAAAGCAUUGGACAGCUCACAGAUUCAACAGAAAAAAGCUAAAAACAUUUAAGUUAAAACAUUUUUUCCAACCAAAAAUAAAAAAUCAUGGGUUAAGUUUAUAACACAAAAAGUUAUUCUAUUUCAUUUAAAGAGAAGCCUUGUGUGUAUACUUCUUUUUGAAUGGAGUAAGGAUGAAAUGGAAUAAGUUUUUGAGUAAUAUAGUAAUAUUACACGUCAAAAAUUUAAUUUAAUUACAUUUAAUUACAUGAGAUAGAUUACAUUAUUUUAAUUACAUAUAAUAUUGAAUGUAUACUACAUCCCGACGUUUCGAAACCCUUCUUCUUCACUUCUUUUUUUCUUCUUUCUUUUGAGUGUUAAAAGCUUAGUCUUAUUUUUACCCGUGUCUAAUAUUUACCCCACCUGAUCCUACCGCAUACCCUUUGUGGUUGAAUUCAUAAAAAUCUCUUCUUAGCUCAACAGUUUAUUUGGCACGUCUAUUCUAUAUAGAGAUGGGUAGUGAGUAAAUACUCAAGAGUAAAUACCGAGUAAAUACUCAGUAUUUACUCAAUUUACCCGUAUUUACUCGUUUAUACCCAAUUUGGUGGGUAUAAACUAUUUAGAGUGCUGACACUGCUGACAGGGUAUAGAAAUCUGAAAUAAAGGUGUAUUUUGUACUGGAUUUAGUAGUCCAAUUAGUAAAAAAUAUAUUUUAAGAGGGGCGUUCCAUACAUGUAACUAAGUGUCACAAUAAAAAAAAUCUAAAACCACCAACGUGUGGCACAUCAUUAAAUUGGUCUUUAAAAAUAACUUCAAUGUUAUUAUGCACUUUUUUCGAUAAAUUUAUUACUUUUAGGAAAAAAUCGUUUCCAAAGGCCAAAAUAAUGUUCAUCCCUCUAUAACUUUUGGAACAAAGUUUAAUAAAAUAUGAAAAAAUAGCGGAAGAAUAGACCCUAGAAAACACUUUGAGAAAAAAAUAUUUUAAACAUGAUCGGUCGGGUCAUUUUUGAGUUUUCAUUAAAAAACUCUUCAUAAAAGGACGUAAGUGCCGCGUAAACACGUAAUUUUGCUUGUACGGGGAUUCAGGAUUCUAAAAGGCGGACCUGUGGAUUCUAUUCCAGUCCUCAGUCACUUAUUUUAAUGGAAGAGUGGAACCCAGCGUGGAACGACGCUUUUUAAGCAGCAGUUGGCCGCAACUAGAUGGGUAGUUAGUAAAAACCCACCAAAUAUUUACCUAAAAUAAACGUAUUUGCCGUAUACCGUAACUAUGUAUUUAGUGUGGUUAAAAUAUGAUUUAACUAUAGUCGUUAGUUUUCAGGCUGGCCCUUUUGGUUAACUCUUCGUCUAUUGUAAGUAAAACCGCACGUGCUACUCACUCAAUAAAAAACGGUUCGGUCAAUUUAACCGGUUAUUGAAUUACAAUUUCUAUGGAACUUGCAAUAAGAUUCAAAAUGAACUACGGAAAAAUUGCGAGGCUGUGUGGGGUCCCUCUACGGUUACUGAGUUUCGGCGAGUCGAACACUACAGAACCAGUCUAAAAUAUGUCAACGAGAUGCGUAACAAAGGUGCGUUAUCCGAUAUAAAAUAUAUAUUUAUCGGAGAGCGCACUUAUACUGGUUUUUGAGCGUUGGCCUAGGGGGUCAUCCAUAAAUUACAUCACACGAAUUUAGUGAUUUCACAUUUGGCAAUCCCGUUCCCUCUCGUGUGACUUCACAUAUUUGACAAUUUUGUUUCAAAGAAAUUAGCAAAUUGAAUGAAAUAUAGUUAUUUUAAUAAAAAUAUCUUAAAUAAUAGGAAUAUUAGAAAUUUUAUGACACGAAACCGAUACGAUAUACCGUUUCAAAAACUAGCUUAUUUAGUUGUAUCGCGAAUACAAACAAUCAAAACAAUUUUCGACUACAAGUGAAGUUAAAGUGACGUCACAAAGUUUGUAACUCCUCUCCCCCUCUUCCCUAAUUAAUAGUUUUCCAUUGUAAUUGCCACGUAUUUAACCGGUCAACUAAUUAAUCGAACUUGGGUAGUUCAAAAAAAUAGAAAUGGGUGCUUUUUUAUUUUUAGUUAGCCUACUUUGGUGUCCCACUGCUGGGCAAAGGCCUCCCCUCGUUUUUUUCCAUUCGACCCUGUCAUCGGCAUUUUCCCACCAUUUGGGGUAGAAUGCGUCCAAGUCGUCCCGCCAUCUCAUUUUCGGUCUGCCUGAACCCUGGCCUGCACCGUCUAUGGUGUUCCGUGGGUUCCACUCAGUAACCAUUUUGGCCAUGGGUACUCAAAUUAAUAAAUUGGCAACAAAAACGGAGCCUUAAAUUAAUCAAUAUGAGUUGUAAUUUUAUGAAUUUUGGCCACAUUGCCAGGAAAGACAGUGAUAACCAGGAAAAGCUGGUAAUCACUGGUAAAAUCGAAGGCGAUAUGCCGAAACGCAGGAGUCCAAUGCGGUGGAUAGACCAAAUUCGCUCAGCCCUUGAUGUAACGCUCCACGGUGCCCUACACUCGGCGACAGACAGAAAGUAGUGGCGGCAAAUUGUCCAAGAGAAGCUAGAAGUUACCUAGAAGUGACCACGACCCUCAGUGAUGAGGUAACCGAUGAAAGGAGGAGGAGGAGACCACAUUUUAAAAAGAAAACGGCUAUAUAUUUGAGGCUCAUAUAAAUUAUGGGCGCUAAAAUAUUAUACACAGCCAAAUUAUAUUAUUAUAUGCCCAAUGAAAGUUCGUGUUUAAUAUUUUAGAUUCCCGAAUAUUGAUAAGCCAAUAGCGUAUUUGACUGUAUUUAAAAUUAAUUAUUUUACACCAUGCAUAAAAUAAAGCACGCAAAAUACAAGAAGAUUAAUAGAGAAACGUAGACAGCAGUUAUUUUUAGACACAAUUUCUAUUUUAAAGCCCGUAUAAAACAAUAAAGAGUAGGUAAUUUGAUUGUGACGUCACAUGCUAGUGUUUCAUAUAAAUUCCGUAGUAGCAAAAUCGUUUUAACAGUUAACAAAAAGAAACUGAUUUGACUAGUAGUCAAAUACCCUAUUAGAAUUAUAUGCCAAUGAUCGCACCUUUUUUGCAGGUAGUAGCACGUGCGGUUUUACUUACAAUAGACAAAGAGUUAGCCGUAAGAACUUACUAUACAUACUAUGUAACAAUCGCCGCGCUAUCUGGUAAGAGCUAUAUUGUAAAGUAUUUUCGUCGCAGUUUUAUUUUAAUAAAGAACUGGUUAAAAACUGUAUAAUAUGUGAAUCAGCUUGCAAUAUGCACUUAUCUAGAACGUAGGCAAAUAAGUAACUUUGAAAGUAAUUAAGUACCUUCUUAUUUAAAACAAAAUUGUUAACUAUACUUUAUCACGUCUAUAUCCGCUAAAUUCCAAAUUACCUCUUACUGCUAAUCACCUUUUUGCCAAAAACUAAGCGUAAUAAGCUUCUUAUAACAUAAAUAUUAUAAAUACACGUUAACACAAUUAAAUAAAAACCAAUUUAGUACUUAAAUCUCACCAAAAUCUUGAAAUUUUGUUAAUAAUCGUUUUUACGCACCAAAAUGAGUAAAUACGAGUAUUUACUGUAUACUUUGAGUAAAUACUGAGUAAAUACUCAGUAUUUACUCACCCCUACCCAUCUCUAAUUCUAUAUUAUUUAAAUUUGUUGUAUGAUGUAUGGUUCAAAAUUCUUUUCGUUGUGUUGUUUCUGACCACUCUGUCACUGUGUUUUUUAUCAAAUAAAUAAAUAAAAGUCGAGUGCUAUUGCAUGUCUUUCUAGCUGUAGACUAUAAUUUAUAAUUCACACAAGAAAAAUUAAAAACUAAAUUUCGCUCUAUACGAAAAGCUCCACUCUGUUACAUUGGGUACAAAGAAUAAGACCUAAAUUAUGAUUUAUCUUGUAUAGAUUAAGCUUUUAUUUGUAUUUGAUACUUUAAGCUAUAUGUAUUACUUAGUACAGUCGCCAUCAAAUAUAUCGGAGCGGCCGAGGUGUUAACAAUAUCUGAACA
This is a messenger RNA of Cydia strobilella, 6151 nucleotides long. RefSeq lists its product as uncharacterized. Gene Ontology annotation, biological process: SCF-dependent proteasomal ubiquitin-dependent protein catabolic process. Gene Ontology annotation, cellular component: SCF ubiquitin ligase complex. The transcript is spliced from 8 exons. Lineage: Eukaryota; Metazoa; Arthropoda; Insecta; Lepidoptera; Tortricidae. The coding region runs from base 96 to 1454 and encodes 452 amino acids. Gene Ontology annotation, molecular function: protein binding. The record is from RefSeq and is a predicted model, not a curated record.